Molecule: messenger RNA, 929 nt
Organism: Ruditapes philippinarum (Manila clam)
Lineage: Eukaryota; Metazoa; Mollusca; Bivalvia; Venerida; Veneridae
Product: microfibril-associated glycoprotein 4-like
Exons: 2
Source: RefSeq, a predicted model, not a curated record
UACUUGCGCAGUCGUAUAUAUUUUCAAUCGCUUCAACAAGUACCACUUCGAAUCUUAAAAUAUAAUUGCAUAUAUUUGUUUUUGGUGUACGGAUUAUUUUCUUUUAAUGCCAUGUUGCUAAUUUUUGUAAUUAUCCACUCUUUUGGACCAGCUGAAGGUUUAGGAAAUGAAUUGAUGACAUCUUUUUUCGAGAUAGAGAAAGUUUUUCAGUUUCCCAAAAAUGACCCUUCACUUUCUUUAAUACAAGCAAAGUCAUUGAUUUCAUGCAGUUUUUAUUGUCAGAAAUUAGAAUCGCCAUCGUUUUACUUUUUUGAAAAUAAUGCAACAUGUUUCUGUUGUUUCGGUCAUGAAAAUAACACUGGUGAGGAGGGGCAGACUGACAAUAAUAUUAUCCAUGGGAAAAGAACAGAGACGGUGUCAACAACGUUUACUCAAGAAGGCAGUUUAGAGACAAAAAGAAUACACAAGCAACCAGAGCCAGUUGACUGCCUUGAGCUUUUUCAACAAGGCUAUACCAAGGACGGUAUUUAUGUGAUCAAACCAACCGGAAGUAUUACUACUGAUGUGUGGUGUGAUAUGACCAAUGGUGGAUGGACAGUUAUACAACGUCGAGUGGAUGGGUCAGAAAACUUCUACAGAACAUGGACGGAUUAUGUUUGUGGAUUCGGUAACAGAUCAGGGGAGUACUGGCUUGGCCUUGAGAAUAUAUUUUGGCUUACUACUAUAAACAGUUCUUUGAGACUUGAAAUGGAAGCAUUUGAAGACGUAUCACCUACACAUGCUUAUGCACAGUAUCACACGUUCAGAGUUGACGACGAAGAUUCAAAUUUUAGAUUGCAUGUAAAAGGCUUCUCCGGAAACUGCGGUGAUAGUCUUAGUGACCAUGAUGGAAAAAUGUUCUCGACUAAAGAUAGGGAUAACGACGUAUG